AUGGACGUCCCAGGCUUCGCAGUUGUCACCGGAGCGGCAUCAGGCAUCGGCCGAGCGACCGCAGCAGCUUUCGCUCUCGAAGGCGCCGCGGGCGUCGCUCUGCUCGACAUCAACCCGCACGCAUUGAACGACAUCAAACGCGAGAUCGAACAGGCCCUUGCCAACGGGAAAAACAAGACCAACCCAUGCCGCCUCGAAAUCCACCCCCUCGACGUCUCGGACGAAGACCAAGUCAACGCCGCUCUCGACGCCAUCGCGCAGAGCUUCGGCCGGCUGGACUACGUCGUCAACGCCGCGGGCAUCGCGAUGAAGCACUCAGGCGGCGCCGCGUUCGUGCAGACUCCGGACUGGCAGCGCAUCCUCGACGUGAACCUGAACGGGACAUUCUUCGUUCUGCGCGCCGCGGCGAGGAUAAUGCUGGAACAAGCUCCCAUUCCCUCCUCCGCGAGGGACGGGAGACCGCUGCAGCGGGGGUCGAUAGUGAAUUUCGCGUCCAUCCAAGGGGUAGUCGGGAUCGCGCUCUCGACGGCGUAUGCAGCGACCAAACACGCGGUUAUCGGGCUUACGCGAACGGCGUCUGAGGACUAUGCCAAGGAUGGUCUGCGGAUCAACGCCAUUUGUCCCGGCUACACGGAGACACCGUUGACGAUGAAGGAUCCACAGGUGUUCGCGGCGAUGCAGGAGCGCGUGGUCUCGGCCGUGCCGAUGCAGAGGAUUGGGAGGCCGGAGGAAAUUGCGGAUGGGGUGUUGUAUCUUGCAGGGGGCAGGAGUUCUUUCGUCACGGGCUCAGCGCUCAUGGUCGAUGGGGGGUACACCUGUCGGUAA
Saxophila tyrrhenica is the source of this 825-nucleotide messenger RNA. RefSeq lists its product as uncharacterized. The transcript has a single exon. Gene Ontology annotation, molecular function: oxidoreductase activity. The coding region runs from base 1 to 825 and encodes 274 amino acids. The record is from RefSeq and is a predicted model, not a curated record. NCBI's taxonomy places the organism in Eukaryota, Fungi, Ascomycota, Dothideomycetes, Mycosphaerellales, Extremaceae.